AACAACAUGCCGGAGUUCGGCAAAAAAAAACAAAUUGAAGACAGGAGACGACUCACCCCACAAACACAGCAAGAAAAAACGGCUUCACACAAUUUCGUUUCUGUGAUCUCUCAAUUGGCAGAUGAUAAUCUCACAUUAGUGCGGAGCAUAAGUAGCGGGCUUGCGCUUGCUGGUGUGAUUCUAAUAGCGAGAAGCAUUAAAGUGAUCACCAAAUUCCAAACAGUGUCUGAGAUCCCUUCUUAUUUCGUGGAGAGCAACAUCAGCCUCCGUGGAAGAGUUCAUUCUGUCACAGAGCAAGGCCUCCAAGUGGAGCAUUUGCCCAUUUACCUACCGCUGCUUUCACCUCUACUCGCCAAACACAAAGGUUUACCCACGUCCCCAUUGCAGGUGGACCUCGCUGGCGUGGAUCUGACCGCAGAUGGCAAAUUAUGGCUUCAAAGGAAUCUACUCCCCGCUCAAACAGUGUGGUUGAAGCUGAUCAACCGACAUGGCGACAGGCUGCACUGUUUUGUGUUCGAUAGCAAGAGGUCACCAUGGAGCUUGUCUGUGAACGAAGAAGUGCUCCGUCUUGGCCUUGCCCGCAGGGCGCCUUUAGCUGGAAUCUCGCAGCACUCUCGCCUCUACUGGCGUCUGCACAAGCGGCUGCACAGGGCAGAGGUCAAAGCUGAGAAGAAGGGGCUGGGCUUGUGGAAAGAAGAGAGUCAAUGGGAGAGGGCCGUAAAGGCCGUGUGGAAUAGUGCAUUAUUCAGGCUUUUACGGAGGCUCUUCGGGAGGACCUGA
Messenger RNA from Nerophis lumbriciformis (worm pipefish), 780 nucleotides. Lineage: Eukaryota; Metazoa; Chordata; Actinopteri; Syngnathiformes; Syngnathidae. The record is from RefSeq and is a predicted model, not a curated record.